AUGCUUAAUUCACCGGAUGAAUUCCCAACGGAGAACAUGCUGUUCUACUAUAAUUUAUCGGGGAAGAUUAUGUUGCCGUUCAAGACAUGUCUCAUAAUUCCGACGCUGCUCGUGAUGACGAACGGUAAGUGGAGUACAACCUCUGUAUAACGAAAUUAUAUGUCUAACGACACUUUUUCUUACAACAAAUAAUUUCAACCGUCCUAAAAGUAAUGUUUUGAGCAAAAAAUGAUGUAGUAUCAGCCUGUCGGGAAAAUAAUGUGGAUUUGUCGCGCCUUGGAAUCCCCAUCAUCGCUUUGCGCGGGAUAGCCGUGGCUUGAGAUUUGGUUGACUGCGACGGGGCAAGAUAUUUUGAUGCGUCAAAUCCACAUUAUUUUCCCGACAGGCUGAUUUAGAAAAGUUUUGCUCUUGCAAUCUUUGCAGCAGUCCCCCUGUACAACUGCUUGCAUAAUGAGCUGAAAACAAGCAUUUUUUCAGCCUCUACAAAGUCGAUGAAGUUGUACCACAAAUAUAUCGUCUCGACUGUUCUCUGGUAAGCGCCACCCCUUUAUUCGAUUACCUUUUAGGUCAUUCGCCUCAAGCGUCGUCUGGACAUCUGUAGGCACGAUCGACCUGUUGCCAACCCCUUGCUUCGCCUUCUUCGGAUUUGGCUCAUCCUUAACCGAAAACGAGGCCUUAUUUUUCGGCACUGCAGCUUUUCUAACGACCGGAAGACUUGUCGCAAUCGCGUUUCAACUGCUUUUCAGAAUAUCGCAGUUUCUGCAUCCACAAUCGAAGCUCUACAAGCCUUCACAGUUUAUUACUACCGAGCAUCCGGUGUUGUCGUUUUUUGCAACGUUAGCAGCAAUAUACGGGAUUGUUUGGGUAAGCGCUUUGGCGUUUUUUUGAUGUUUUUGUAUUAUCAGUGUCGGGAAAAUAAUGAGCAGCUUUUUGAUUGCAUCAAUGUGCUUUCAGGUCCCAAUUCUCGUUACCUUCCCCGACCAGCCGCACCAACGGCAAUUGAUCGCGCUGCUAAGCCUUCGACUUGAUCGCUUUCUUAAGCGCUCUCCUCGUAUGUUAUGCUUUGCGAAAGUGAAUGGCAAUGGCAACGGCCUGCUUGUUAUCAGCGUUAUUAUAAUCUUUCUGGCCACCGUCACUCCCUGCACGAUUUACUUUAUUCAUCGCCGCGCGAUGCAAAGCCGAGCGCCGGAAAAGACGCUGGCCAUGCAUCAGAUGUUACUGAAGGCGUUUAUCGCCCAAAUUGCUCUGCUGUACGUGUUUCUGUGCUUUCCGUUGCUAAUUAUGAUGUUCUCCCCGUUCGUUGGGCUCCGUUCUGUACCCAGAUUAACGGUGUAUUUAAUGCCCACCGCGAUUCUUGAAGGGGAUUUGGAAUGCCUGCUGUUGUUAUGGUUUGUCCGACCGUAUCGAAGCUACUGCCAGAAAGUAUUUUAUUCCAUUUUUGACACAAAGACAAAAAUUCAAAAGCUUUGAGAAAUUUUGAAUAAAUGACAGUCUUGUUUUUGGCGUCACGUGUAGAUUCCAUCGAAUCUUACAUUUCAACUCGAUGUAAUUUUUGAAUUCAAAAAGUAAGAGAGAGAGAGAGAUGUUGCCAGGUGUCAACUGUUUCCACAGUUUUUUCCCGGGGUUCGAGAAUAUUCUAUGGAGAGUUUCCGAAGAAAAGUUCCAGAAUCAAGGAACAAUUUCAAUCCCGGACGAACACCAUUACCAACAAUCACGAGUUGGGACAUCCUUGGAGCACGGUGGUGUUCAUCGCCAGCUAUGACUGGAUUAUGCUACAGUUUGCUACGCCAUUCGAAACAACUCCGUUUACCGAUGUCCAGCAAGCUCAUCCAAAUCUCCUCGUCGAAGGUACUAAAUCAGAUGCCGCGUCUUCAUUUUUUCCGACUUUACGAGAAGCCCUGAAAUAUCGCCGCACUGUUCUUUCGGGAGUCACAUUCCAUCAGUAA
This is a messenger RNA of Bursaphelenchus xylophilus (pine wood nematode), 1946 nucleotides long. Lineage: Eukaryota; Metazoa; Nematoda; Chromadorea; Rhabditida; Aphelenchoididae. The record is from the annotation of a GenBank genome assembly.